UGCUAGGUGGUGGAAGGGACGUUUGAGGACUAUGCAAAUGUAAAGAAAUACACAUAUGCUUCUACUUCCAUGUACAGUAUAGUUUAGGUUAAUAUUGUUGACAUUUGAUUCUUUGAGUAAUGGCGACAGGACGUGGAUUGAUUCUCCAACAGCACAUUGACCAGCAGCGGAGGCAGAGUGCUGGGCAAAUUUUAGAAUCAGUGGCUCCAUCAUCUUCUACAGUGAAAUAUUCAAAGGCUCAACCCCAUACCAGUCAGAAUCCCAGCCUGAAGAAAUUUCCAACUCAGAAGGCAUUUUCACCCAAAACUUGUGGGAAAAAAUAUGGCAGAUUAAAUACAGGAAAACAUUCUUCUAAAAGAAGCUCAUACAUAGACAGCCUUCCAUCUGAAAUACUUCUGAAAAUAUUUUCAUAUUUAGACGUGGUCUCACUCAUCUGUAUUGGCAGUGUUAAUAGAAACUUUUUUCAACUUUCUAAGGAUAACUUACUUUGGUACAGGAUGUAUUGUUCUUCAGUUUUUGUAAAGAAUUCCAGAUGGAAAUCUAACAUGGUGGUCUUGGUGGCAGACAAACUGAGUACCUUUGACUUACAAGAGAAACCACCUGGUUUUUGGAAGACCACUUACAUCAACAGCAUACUUGGAAUCAGGAAGCACCGAAUAAACCAGAUACUAAAAUCUAUAAAAUAUAACAUGGGAAUUCCAAGCAACAUUGAAAAGAUUGUAAAAAUGUCAGAUUUGCGGUGGACCAUUACUUUCAAGGACGCCAGUGGGGGAGAAAAUGUAAUUGAGCAAGUGGAAACUUUAUUUACUCACUCAUCCCUUACUUUAUCUUGGGAAAGUUUAUUAUGGCCUUCUCUUGGCUCUGUGACCAAACUAAAGCUUCAGGGCAUCGCACCAGUGUUUCUCGAUGCAUGUGUGAUUCCUACUAAAUCUGGACCUCAGAGAUUCUCGCUUAUUGCUGAAUAUGAUAUAACUGACUUGAAAUCAAGCAAAAUUAUUGGUUAUGACCAUCAUAUUAAUGUCCACCAUCUACAUCCUGGCCUAUUGAUUGGAGUUUGGAAGAAAGAUUAUGAAAUAGCAUUUGUUAUGGCAACUCUACAUUAUCAUCAAAUUCUUGAAAAAAGUAUCUUGGGAUUUCCUGACCAAGUAUACACAUUUCCUCCACAUACUCCAAUCCUGGAUGACAUUGAUCCGAACUAUGGACUACAUGGCUACCAGCUUCAUGUUGAUAUGCACAAUGGACUUAGGACCUAUUUCUGUGGAACCUUUCGUAACCUCUUUUGUAAAAAGGAUUACAUCAGAAAAGGUUUUCUUCGACUUACUGCUAUAGGUAUAAAUGAUAGCAUGAAACAUGCUCCUCUUAUUGGAAAAGUUGGUCUUGUAUGGAAAAAUAUUACCUUUCAGGGUUACAUCCAGAAAUGCUUUAUGAUGGAUGUUACUGUUUUUGAUGAAACGGAAAAGCCAUUCUGGUGCCUUAGUUCUCCCGUUAAACUUCUCGCUUCAAAAUCUUCAGAAACUAACUGCAACUUCAUGGGACAAACAUUUAUUCUUAAUUACAUGGAUCAAGAAGGCAAAGUUAAAGCAGAACUAGUAUGGAUGAAUGAAACAGAGGAGUACUACAUCAUUAACUUAGUCCUUUACUUAAGUACUGAAAAAGUGAACAGUUGGUUUGCAACAAAUUACUAGACUAAUCUAGUAGAUUACUAGAAAAUAGAGGCAUUCAAUUGUUAAAAGAACAUGGAUAUAUAUGUAUAUUGUUAGAAACUGCAUUCUUCGUCAGAUCGACAGAAGAUCAGAAGAUAUUACCACCUUACACUAGAGCUAGCAACAUUGCAGUCCCCAUGUUAUUUACACAGAACACUAUUAUUUAUAUUUCCUUAGUUUUAGCAAAUAUUUUUCCAAGAUUCUAUGUUUAUGGUG
Messenger RNA from Pelobates fuscus (common spadefoot toad), 1919 nucleotides. RefSeq names its product F-box protein 15 (gene FBXO15). The record is from RefSeq and is a predicted model, not a curated record. Bases 120 to 1685 code for a protein of 521 amino acids. The transcript is spliced from 12 exons. Gene Ontology annotation, molecular function: protein binding. Lineage: Eukaryota; Metazoa; Chordata; Amphibia; Anura; Pelobatidae. Gene Ontology annotation, cellular component: SCF ubiquitin ligase complex.